Gekko japonicus is the source of this 1412-nucleotide messenger RNA. RefSeq names its product dolichyl-phosphate mannosyltransferase polypeptide 2, regulatory subunit (gene DPM2). The record is from RefSeq and is a predicted model, not a curated record. The transcript has 4 exons. Lineage: Eukaryota; Metazoa; Chordata; Lepidosauria; Squamata; Gekkonidae. Gene Ontology annotation, biological process: GPI anchor biosynthetic process. The coding region runs from base 76 to 330 and encodes 84 amino acids. Gene Ontology annotation, cellular component: endoplasmic reticulum membrane; dolichol-phosphate-mannose synthase complex. Gene Ontology annotation, molecular function: enzyme regulator activity.
CUUGGCCGGAACUAGGUGAAUUGCGGUCGAUAGAGUGGAGGAAGACUGUGAGAGAAAAGGAGUUUCACGUCAGUUAUGGCCACGGCUACUGACCAGGUGGUUGGGUACGGCUUAGUAGCCUUCAGUCUGACUCUCUUUGCUUACUACACUAUCUGGAUUAUCAUUCUGCCCUUCAUUGAGAGCGACCACAUCAUUCACAAGUAUUUCUUGCCCCGGGAAUACUCGGUCAUCAUCCCUGUGGCUGCUGGGCUGUUGUUGCUGCUGUUUGUCGGAGUCUUCAUAGCCAUCAUUACAUGGAAGAACCGGACGCUCACCAAGAAAUCCGCCUGAAGGCAUCGCGAGGGAAGAGGCAUGGAGGAAAUAGGCAGGCUCUUGGCAGCAGCUGCGUUUCUUCCGGGACAAUUCAGCCCUGAGAACUAGCCGGUGGCUAGGAAGGGCAGUGGGACUCGCUAGCCUUCCCCCCCCUCCCCGGGGACCUGGUUACCAGCAUCCGGACCAAAUGGUGACAAAGCCGUUUCUCCUCGAGGGACCAAAACAAGUCUGUGCUCACCUGUUGGGAUGCAUAAAACAGUCCAGUCGCAGUCCUGGUGGCUCCGUGGCCUGUGUCCUGUCUGAAUGCAAGCACACCAUCUGCUCCUCUUCUAAAUUCCCAUUUGAGUUUCAGAUGGUUUUGCUUUAGGGGUUCCCUCUAUGCUUUUCACGGCGCUUACAAAUUUAAUAAAAUCACUAUCAGAAGGUCUAGGUACAGGGAAGCGUCUGCAAGUCUGCUUUCCCGAGGUCCUUCUCAAAAGUAGGGUGCCGGCUCCCGGUUGCCAGGGAAGGACAUCUCAUCAUCCUGCACGGACCAUUUGUUUAUCACCACCCUGCCCACAGAGACACACAAAGCAGCACUGAGCCAGACUCAAGAUAGAGACAUGCCCUCAUUUGUGUCUUCUGUGCGUACCCUCUAUAGCUUCCUUUUUUUGGUUCGUUUGGUACCCUCUCCUCCUCCCCAAUGACUAGCAAAAUUGUGGGCCCAGCUGGAAACUGUCACUGUGUGGUUGCGCCCCUUUAGACAGCACGGUCUGGAAGUAGGGCGCCUCCAUUGCCCUUGGCUAGCUUUCCAGGUUGCCAUCAGACAAGCGAGCAGAGCUUGCUUUGCCAUGCGCAGUCGUAACUUUUCUGAGCCAUCCACCUGCCUUGUUUUCAGAAGGGUUCAGAUGGCACAGGAGUGUCCCCUGUCGUUUUCCUGGAGUCUUGCCACAAGAAAGAAAGCGGGUCUUGCCGUUUUUCCAGGCCUCUGUGUGUAUGUUCUAAAUGGGGGUAAACAUCAGCCCAGAGACAUUGUUGACUCUGCUUUAAUAAGCGGGGGAGAUAGAUCAAGAUGGGUCGCCGUGUUUGUCUGUCUGUAGCAAUAGAAAUGAGCAAGAGUC